UUAUAAAAAGAUAGAGAGAAUUCUGAAGAAGCAGAGAACAAAAUUCAGAGAAGGGGAAGACAACGUAAAACUGUGUGAGGAAAUUAGAAAGAAGAAAUGGAAACAAUUCCACUACUCAAACCUUACAAAAUGGGAAAUUAUCAACUCGCCCACAGGGUUGUUUUGGCACCUCUAACAAGAAGUAGGUCUUAUGGAAACGUACCCCAACCACAUGCGGCCCUGUAUUACUCGCAAAGAACCACUAAUGGAGGUCUUCUUAUUACUGAAGCUACUGGAGUAUCUGAAACAGCUCAAGGGUAUCCAGAAACACCAGGAAUUUGGACCAAAGAGCAUGUAGAAGCAUGGAAACCAAUUGUACAAGCUGUUCAUGACAAGGGUGGCAUUUUCUUUUGCCAGAUUUGGCAUGUAGGCAGAGUCUCCACUUAUGACUACCAGCCUAAUGGGAAAGCUCCAAUUUCUUGCACCGAUAAGGGAUGUACACCCGGCCUUUACGGAGUGGAUUGGCCAGCUCCCCAUCGAUUGAGGAUUGAUGAAAUCGCACAAGUCAUCAAUGAUUUUAAGGUUGCUGCAAGAUAUGCGAUUGAAGCAGGCUUUGAUGGAGUUGAGGUCCAUGGCGCAAAUGGUUACCUUCUCGAUCAAUUCAUGAAGGAUACAGUGAACGACAGAACAGACGAGUACGGCGGAACCUUAGAGAAACGAUGCAGCUUUCCUCUAGAAGUUGUUAAAGCCGUCAUUGAUGAAAUUGGAGCAGAUAAAGUCGGAAUAAGGCUAUCUCCUUUCGCAGAUUACAUGGAAACAGGUGACUCAAACCCUGACGCUCUUGGCCUAUUCAUGGCCGAAUCAUUAAACAAACUCGGAAUUUUAUACCUUCAUGUGAUAGAGCCUAGGAUGGUCACCAUGGCAGAGGCUCAAGAAACUCCUCAUAGUAGUUUACCAAUGAGGAAAGCUUUUAAGGGAAGUUUCAUUUCAGCUGGAGGUUAUAAGAAAGAUGACGGAAACAAAGUCGUGGAAGAGGAUCAUGCUGAUCUCAUUGCAUAUGGUCGCUUGUUUUUGGCUAACCCGGAUUUGCCUAAACGGUUUGCCAUUGAUGCACCUCUUAAUAAGUAUAACCGUGAUACGUUUUACAUACCUGACCCAGUUGUUGGUUACACGGAUUACCCAUUUCUAGAUCAAGGUAACUAGUUCAAUUGUUACGUACAACAAUUGAUUUGGUCUGUUCUCUGUUUUUACUUGAUCUUGUGUAACUUCCUGAAAUGAGAGUAAUAAGAUCAUUUGUGUGCAACUGCUGUAAUUUAUUGGGAAUUCAAUAUGAACUGCACUUCUCUGUUGUUAUACA
This is a messenger RNA of Papaver somniferum (opium poppy), 1336 nucleotides long. Its product is annotated as 12-oxophytodienoate reductase 1-like. NCBI's taxonomy places the organism in Eukaryota, Viridiplantae, Streptophyta, Magnoliopsida, Ranunculales, Papaveraceae. The record is from RefSeq and is a predicted model, not a curated record. Gene Ontology annotation, molecular function: oxidoreductase activity; FMN binding. The transcript is spliced from 5 exons. The coding region runs from base 97 to 1182 and encodes 361 amino acids.